AUGUUGACUGAGGUAGACUGGGAGCUGAUAGCCUUGAGCUAUAUUGAGACCUCCUUCAGGCUUCUAGAAGCGCUUAUUCCAAAGCUCCCCACCGUGACAUCACAGGGCCCUGCACCGGCUUUCCAGACUAUACGAGGAGAUGGAACUCUCAAAAUAGAUGAAAAUUGCAUACCUACAGGCAUUCAUGUACACCAGAUUGAGGUGGUAGCUGCAUCUUUGGAACGUCAAGGAUCCUCCUUCUCUUCUUUGGAUGGGAGCCCUCCUGUACUUGAUUUUGGUAACAGGCAUGGAGCGGCAUUGGGAGUUACUUUGAAGGGUGCUCUUAAGCUGCCCCACUCAUACACGAAGGGGGAGGCCCUAGGAGAAUCCCGGAGCACUUGUUUCAGUGAGAGGACCUCUUACCUGGCCGCACGCUCGGCUCUGCAUAUGGCGCCCUGCAGGGUGAAAGGCGAUACCGGGAGUUGUCUGUUGCAGUUAGUUCAAGGAGUGCCAUCAGCUUUCCGGACUGGAGUGGGAAAGGCUCUAGGAAAUGUGCUCACCCAGAUCCCUUGUACACCUCCAACAAUUUUAUCUCAUAAAUGCUAUGUAUAUUUCUCACGAUCAGAGACUAGCAGUCCUGCAAAUCCACUAAAAAAACAGAAAGGAUUGAUUUGUGAUAAAAAUAAUAAAACAUUUGGAAAAUAUAGAGGGAAAUAUAUAUUUGGUUCUUUGAAAUCAGCGGAAAAUGUCUGUAACUUUUUUCUCCUGGGUUUUCAAGACUUGAAUGAUUUAAAGAUUAUCCUCUUUUUUUUAUUUAUGAUCAUUUAUAUUUUUACAAUGUCUGGUAAUCUUCUCAUCAUUUUAUUGGUGGUAACCACUUAUCGUCUUCAUUAUCCAAUGUACUAUUUCCUCUGCAAUUUAUCGUUAUCUGAAAUUAUUUUUACAACAAAUAUUGUUCCAAAUAUGUUACAUAAUUUGUUAUCGGGAGAUGGUUCAAUAACUGUACGUGAAUGUCGCACACAAUACUUUUUCUUUAGCUCUUCAGCAACUACAGAAUGUUUUCUGCUUGCCAUUAUGUCUUAUGAUCGAUAUUUUGCAAUAUGCAACCCACUGCAUUAUACAUCUUUAAUGAACUUCAGCUAUUGUGCCUAUCUGGUUAUAUGGUGUUGGCUAACAAGCUUUUUCAUAACAACAUUAACUCUGAUUUUGCUAAGUCAGUUAUAUUAUUGUGGUCCCAAUAUAAUAAAUAAAUAUUUUUGUGAUCAUAUGGCUCUUAUAGAGCUGUCUUGCUCAGAUACUUCCAUAGUUGAAAUAGAGACUUUUUUUUUUGCUUCUGCAAUAAUACUGUUACCUUUUAUUUUUAUUGUUAUUACAUAUGUCGUUAUUAUUCAUACUAUAUUCAAGAUCCCUUCCUUGACUGGUAGAAAAAAAGCUUUCUCCACCUGUAGUUCUCACCUUUCAGUAGUAUGCACAUAUUAUGGAUCACUGAUUGCUCUUUAUGUGUCACCUUCUCAAAGAAAAUACUUAAAUGUUAGCACAUUAUUAUCCUUGAUGUAUACGAUAGUCACUCCUUUGUUAAACCCUGUAAUUUACAGUUUAAGAAAUCAAGAACUUCAGACAGCAUUAAUUAAAGCCAUAAGGAACUUAAAUUUGUUUUCAAAAUAA
Bombina bombina (fire-bellied toad) is the source of this 1644-nucleotide messenger RNA. Its product is annotated as olfactory receptor 11A1-like. Gene Ontology annotation, biological process: G protein-coupled receptor signaling pathway. Lineage: Eukaryota; Metazoa; Chordata; Amphibia; Anura; Bombinatoridae. Gene Ontology annotation, cellular component: membrane. The transcript is spliced from 4 exons. The record is from RefSeq and is a predicted model, not a curated record. Gene Ontology annotation, molecular function: olfactory receptor activity; G protein-coupled receptor activity. The coding region runs from base 1 to 1644 and encodes 547 amino acids.